GCCAUCGGCCAUGUUUGCCCACUUGUUGUGGCAAGCAAAACCUGCAACAAAAAGAGCCGACUGGGCUGCAAGGCGUAUUAUCCUUUCAGCAGUUGGUUCAAGAAUCCCGGCAGGAGGCAUUCCACAGGCGAUCUGCUCGAUCUCCGAAAGUGUGCGGGAGCGCCCGGACCCAAGCGGGCCGGGAAGUCCUGCUCCCGUUCGUUCCUCCUAUAUAUAUACAGCAGCUGUCCCCGACGCCAUGUUCCGGGUUUGACGCAACACUGAUACCAGCAGCAGCCCGAGGAGGAGGAGGAAGUGCAAGCGAGAGGAAGGAGGUACUCCAACCAGCUCUCUCGGAGGAGGAAGGUGCUGACAAGCGGCGCAACAGAUGGCUAAGAACUAACAAGUUAUGUUCAAGACUGUGAUGGCUCAGCUUCCUACAGCCAUAAAUGGAGGCCCAAACAUGUGGGCCAUCACUUCUGAAGAAAGAAAGAAAUACGAUAAACAGUUUGACAGCCUUAAGCCAGUUGGGGGAUAUAUUACAGGUGAUCAAGCACGAAUGUUUUUUUUACAGUCAGGUUUGCCAAGUCCUGUUUUGGCUGAAAUAUGGGCUCUUUCUGACCUGAAUAAAGAUGGGAAAAUGGAUCAGCUGGAGUUCUCCAUAGCUAUGAAACUAAUCAAGAUAAAACUGCAAGGCCAAUCCUUGCCUGUGGUGCUUCCUCUGAUCAUGAAACAGACUCCAGUGUUUUCUCCUUUGAUUUCUGCUCGUUUUGGUAUGGGUAGUAUGCCAAAUCUGUCUACACCCACAAUGACGCCUUUGGCUCCCAUGUCCACUUUGACAUCUGUACCUUCCAUUUCUCCCAUGGCGAUUUCAGCCCCACUGUUGCCUUCUGCCAGCACUUCAUCAUUGUCCAAUGGAGCCUCCGGCCUUCUUCAGCCAUUAGCUAUCUCCUACUCUUCCACUUUGCCUCAUUCUAGUUCGUUCACUCCCAUGGUGGGAGGAUUUGGUGGUUCCAACAUCCAGAAAACUCAGUCCUUGAUAGAUUUAGGAUCUAGUAGUUCAAAUUCUUCUUCUGCUACCUCACUAACUGGCAAUUCACCGAAGACAGGAUCUUCAGAUUGGGCAGUUCCUCAGGCUUCCAGAUUAAAAUACAGGCAAAAAUUUAAUAGCCUCGAUAAAGGGAUGACUGGAUACCUUUCAGGAUUUCAGGCAAGAAAUGCCCUUCUACAAUCAAACUUAUCUCAGACACAGUUAGCUACUAUCUGGUCUCUGUCUGACAUUGACGGUGAUGGACAGCUGAAAGCAGAGGAGUUCAUAUUAGCUAUGCAUUUAACUGACAUGGCCAAAGCCGGGCACCCUCUUCCUUUAACUCUGCCUCCUGAGUUUGUGCCCCCUUCUUUGAGAAGUGGAAAGUAUUUGGAAAAUACUAACUGUGCUCUGCCAACAUACCAGCAAGAAGAGGAGCCUCCCCAGAAACCUCUUCCAGUGACCUUUGAGGAUAAGAGGAAAGCAAACUAUGAAAGAGGCAACCUGGAGCUGGAGAAACGACGCCAAGUGCUCUUCGAGCAGCAGCAGAGAGAGAUGGAACGUAAAGCGCAGAAGGAAAGAGAAGAAAAGGAGCGAAGAGAGAGGGAGCGGAAGGAACUGGAGCAGAAGAAGCAACUUGAGCUAGAAAGGCGCUUGGAAAGACAACAAGAGAUGGAGAAACAAAGGGAGGAAGAACGGAAAAAAGAGAUUGAAAGACGGGAGGCAGCUAAACAAGAACUUGAGCGUCAGCGACGGCUUGAAUGGGAGAGAAUUCGUCGACAAGACCUUCUUAAACAGCGUAACAGAGAACAGGAGGAAAUUGUUAAGUUGUCCUCUAAAAAGAAAAGCCUUAAUCUUGAACUAGAUGCACUGAAUGACAAACACCAACAGAUCUCUGGAAGACUGGAAGAUGUUCGUAACAGAAAACAAAAGCAUAAAAAUGAGUUUGUUGAUCUAGAAAAGAAAUGUGAUACAGGAAUUAUUGAAAUCAAACAGUUGGAGCAACAGCUUCAAGACUAUCAGAAUAAGCUGAGUAUUCUUGUUCCUGAGAAGCAGCAGUUGAGUGAAAAAAUAAAUCAUAAGCAGUUGAGCAACUCUGUUCAUACACAGCUUAAUUCACUGCACAAGAAAUCAUCAGAGAAAGAAGAAUUAUGCCAAAAACUUCAGGAACAACUAGAUACACUAGAAAAAGAAACCUCUUCCAAGCUCUCAGAAAUGGAUAUUUUUAAUAAGCAACUCAAGGAACUAAGAGAAACCUACUGCACACAACAGAAAGCGCUUGAGCAGCUCCAAAAGAUCAAACAUGAAAAGAUUCAAGAACUGGGAAGAAAAAGAGCUGAGGUUGCUUUGAAAAAAAGAAUAGGAGAUGAGGCUACACGAAAAGCAAAACAGGAUAAGGAAAACUUGUGGCAAGAAACUAUCAGGAAGGAAGAAGAAGGGAAAAAAAAGCGUCUGAAAGAAGACCGAAUGCAGGAAAAAAUCCAUGAGGAAAAGCAAAAAGCUGAGGAGGCCAUUGCACGAGAGAGGGAGAUCCAGAAACAAAAACUGGCAGAGGAGAAAUUUGAAGAGGAAAGACAAAACAAACAAGCAGAAAUUCUAAGAGAGGCUGAGCAGCAAAGACAGAAACAAAAGGUAGAAGACAAAAAAAGACAGGAGAAGAUUGCAAAAGAAGCUGAGGAGAAGCUCAAACGGUUUGAAGAAGGGAAGAAAAGAAAAGAUAUUCUUAGUUUGCAAGAUUCAGAGAAAUCUGUUUCUCACUUAAAUGAAAAAAAUGUAAAUGUACUUAAACAAACAAAGGGAAAUCUUAAGUCUGUGCUGAAAAAUGAAGGCCAUGCAGUUAGUGCUGCUGAUUCUAAGACAUCAGUAGGCUUUGUGAAUUAUAGAGCUUUAUACCCAUUUGAAGCCAGGAAUCAAGAUGAGAUAAGCUUCCAUUCCGGAGAUAUUAUUGAGGUUGUUGAGAAAACUGAAGGAGAACCUGGAUGGCUAUAUGGGAGUUUUCAAGGACAUUUUGGCUGGUUUCCAUGCAAUUAUGUAGAAAAAAUCCCUGAAAAUGAGAAAGCUGUUUCACCUCCCAAGAAAGCCUUACUGCCUCCUACAGUCUCUCUACCAACUGCUUCAGUUCCUCCAGAAGCACAUUCACCCAGUCAACCAGCAGACGAAGCAGAUUACCAAAAUGUAUCUUUCGCAAAUUUAAAUGCUAGCACGUGGCAGAAAAAGUCUGCCUUUACUCGUACUCUUUCCCCAGGAUCUGUUUCUCCCAUCCAUGGACAGGGGCAAGCUGUAGAAAACAUAAAAGCACAAGCACUUUGCUCUUGGACAGCAAAAAAAGAUAAUCACUUAAACUUUUCAAAAAAUGACAUAAUUACUGUGCUGGAGCAGCAAGAAAAUUGGUGGUAUGGAGAAGCAGGUGGAGGAAGAGGAUGGUUUCCCAAAUCCUAUGUGAAGAUUUUGCCUGGAAAUGAAUGCCAAAGAGAGAAACCAGAAUCUGUUUAUGCAGUUAUAAAUAAGAAUCCCUCCGCAUCAACUUGUGUAUCAGAAUAUAUAGCACUGUAUUCUUACUCAAGUUCUGAACCUGGUGACCUAACUUUCACUGAAGGUGAAGAAAUAGUAGUGAGUCAGCAAGAUGGGGAAUGGUGGACUGGAAGAAUUGGUGAUAGAAGUGGAAUCUUUCCUUCAAACUAUGUCAAACCAAAGGAUCAUGAUACUUCUGCUACAGCUAGCAAAACAGGAAUGUUAAAUAAAAAACCUGAAAUUGCUCAGGUUACGACAGCCUACACUGCAUCAGGAACGGAACAACUGAGUCUCGCUCCUGGACAGCUGAUUGUAAUUUUGAAGAAAAAUUCUAGUGGAUGGUGGCAGGGAGAACUACAGGCAAGAGGGAAAAAAAGACAAAAAGGAUGGUUUCCUGCUACUCAUGUGAAACUGUUGGGUCCCAGCAAUGAAAAGACUAUGCCAACUGUUCAUCCAGUGUGUCAAGUGAUAGCAAUGUAUGACUACUUGGCAAACAAUGAAGAUGAGCUCACUUUUUCAAAGGGACAGCUUAUAAAUGUAUUGAACAAAGAAGAUACAGAUUGGUGGCAAGGGGAAAUCAGUGGCAUUUAUGGCCUCUUUCCUUCAAACUAUGUGAAGAUGACUGUAGACUCUGAUCCAAGCCAACAGUGACCCAGUGUUGUCUCCCAGCAUGAAAGCACCUCAGAGACCCACUAUACAAGUUUGACUAUAGCAUGGCGGCAGGGUGGACAGCCUGCUCAGACCUCUGAAACGAUUCAUUUGCUUCGCUUCAGUAUUAAAUCCACUCAAGACUUCACAUUUUGUUCUAUGCUGUACCAUUACAAUUCAUUUAUGCAAACUGAUUAGUGGGUCUUUGUGUGGCUUUCUGCACUCUCCAAUCUGGUUUUCUCAACUCACUUUAUUUAGGAACCAUAAUGAAUUAUUAGAAUGUUAGUCCAAGCUAUCUCUUGGCACAAUGCAACUUUAGGCACACAAAGACCUACUAUUUGUACUGUCACAUGGGAAAUUGUUUUCUUGUGAUUAGCACCAUGUUUCCUAUGUUGAUCUCUCACUAUGCACUUCAUGUAUGAUCCUGUACACAGUGACAAUGCUAUUGUGGGGGGAAAAAAGAGCAGUGGUAGAAUAAAAUCUGGUGUGUGGUUUUAAAGGCACUUUAUACCACUGCUAUGUCUAUAUAUUUAAUAUCCUAGAACUCUUUAGUUUGACCUAAAAUGAAUUUAUCUAUAAGGUGGCUUUUGCUACAGAAGUUGAAAAGAUUCUGCCCUAAAUAAUACACAUGUGUUGGUAUGUUAAAGGAGAGAGUAACGAUUUUUGGAGGGAAAGUUUUUUGGAGCCUUGCUGAAAGUCUGAGAGGCCUUUAUUUCUUGGGUUCCCAAUAAUCAUCCUAGGGGUGUUUAUUCUCCCUUCUGCCCGCCCUCCCUUCCCUCCCAUUGGUCCUGAUUCCUUGGGUGGCUGUGGGAUUGGUGGAGCAGCAGGGAGGACCUUUUUAACUCUGGGAGAUGUAGGGGAAGCACCUCGGUGCUCCUGGCAUCGCAAGCCUUCCAAGGGCAUUCAGAUCCUUGCUGCGAAGGGAAGGAGCUUGACUUGAUAAGAGGAGCAGGACAUGGUAUUGUGGGUCUUUCAAAAUUAAAAGAAGCCAUUUGGGGACCAGAUACGUUUAGACCUUUAGAAAUACCAUAUUCUUUCAUUCUAGUUGUUUGUGCCUAGGGCUGCACUUUGAAAAAAAAAUCCUCAAAGAAACACAGGGAUCAUGACAUAGUAUUAUAACUUUAAUGUAGUGGGCAAGGCUGACAUUUUUGGCUUUUUUUCCCCAUUGUUUGGGGUUGUAAGGAUUUUAAAUGCAAGCUAGAUUUUAGCUUUAUUUUCAAGAAAAAAAAUGAGAAAACACACCACUGAAAGUUAGCUAUUUGCUACCAACAUGAUACUGAGGAGACCAAGAAGCUAAAUAGAGUCUACAAUUCCCCACCCCCACCCCAGUUCUAUAGAUACAUUUUUUUAAGAAAAGUUUUAAAUAAACCUUUUUUUAAAAAAUUCCCAACAACUCUACUAAAUAUUUCUUACUACUGCAUUGCAUUCUGGGAAUUUCCUAGUUAACAAACGAUUUUUUACUUUAAAUUUUUGGUUAAUUUUUCUCCAUUCUGUGGUGAUUUAAUAUUUGCUGAAAUUCACCAUUACCACCUCACUUCACGGUGCCUUUUUGGCCAGACAAUCGAGCUUUGCUCUUCCCUGAUGCGGUCCAUAUCCAUCUGUCAGGGUAGCCUUGUCCUGCCUCCUAAACUGCUCUGUACCUCUUGGAUAGUCGUGCUGUGUUGCAAUCAGAGUUAGUUGCCCUGUUUUCAGGAGGUGUAUUUGCAUGUGAACAUUCGUCGAGUGGGAUUUGGGUCUGUGUGGAGUGACCCUGCAUAUUUUAGUCCCCCACCCACCCCCUGUUGGUUUGCAGACCCCAACAUGGAAACCAAUUCAUUUCUUAGACUGAAGAAAUUCCCCAUCCCUUCUGUCCAAGCUCAGAUAUCUAAUUCUGAAUAUAUAUCCAUUUUUUUCCUUUCAGUAUUCUAAGAGUAUAAUCCUAAAUAUCCUUUAACGAAGCCCAAUUCAGCGUGAUUUAUCCUCUACAGAAUAUCUUUAGCACCACUGCCUCAUAGCGCACUCUGUGCAUGUUUAGUCGGAAGUAAACUCUGCUGUGUUCGGUGGCGUUUACUCUCUGAUAAAUGUGUUCAGAAUUGCCAUCUAAAUGAAUGUUACAUAACAGACUUACUAAAUCACGGUGCUUCUAUUAGUUGUGCGAAGUAAUGAAUUGUAGGAGGAGGAUCUUUCAUGCCGUACAGAACAGUUAGGUGCCUACAUCAGGUUAUAAAUGAAUAUUUAUCUUAUCUGUAUAUUAUUAUUAUUAUUAAUUAUCAAUAGCAGAUCUGCAAUGGCUCUGACAGGAGAUGUAAUGACUUAAUCCCAAAUGAAAACAGAAUGUUAGAUUCUGUUAAUUAAUUCUUGCCAAGCUACAGUUCACCAGCCAUUCAGAGUGGCCUGAUAGGUGCUUAUCCACCUUUUUGUGUUUACCAAAAUAGCAACAAAGAGAAGUAAAUCAGUCUCCUGGUAGACCUCAGGUUUAUGCUGGGGUUGGUGUAAGAACCUGCCCAUGGGCAAGGCCCCAGCACAUUCCAGGAGGGCUGCAGAUAAAUGCAGGAAAGGAGAGUUUUGGGUGGGUGGGUUGGUUAUGGGUUUUUUUAAGGAUAAGAAGGUGAGCAGAAAGUCUUUGAGAGGCAAACUGCUCCCGCUUCCACCUUUAAAAAGUUUCCAAGCUAAAGCUAAACUUGUUGGUACAGUUUCAGGCUGUUUCUGAGGCCCGAGGAGUUUUAAUGGCAGAAAUGGAAGCAGUUUGCCUUUCUAUGCUUGGGGAGGGUGGAGGGGGUGGAAAUUGUGCUGCUGAACAUCAACCAUUUUGCCAUUAAAGUUCAGUGGCACAAUCUUAGGAUACUGGGACUGCAGGUUGUUCACCCCUGGUGUUAUUGGUUGCUGAAACGUAUUUAACCACAUUUGAGAGUUCUGCUUGGUUUCCUAGUAAAAGAGUAAAGGGUGUUUGGUUUUGGUUUGUUGGGCUUGAUUUAGCACCAAUUAUUACUGGUAGAAUGGACAAAUGGUUACCAGUAGGAUGAGUAAAAAGUAGAUGUUUAUCGCAGUCUGUAAGUUAAGACUCCUCACAGAUAAAAUACGUAUUGACUUAAGUUGGUACAAAAUAACUCAAAAGAGGUACAAAUGAGUAAGAACAAAUGUUUGAUUUGUUUAGGCCUUUGCUACUAAAUAGUCUUACUAUUAUUUAUUACUAGGAUUCUGUUUUGCAGAGAAAUCAUUCCUGUAUUUAUAGUUUUUAUUUCUAGUAUAUUAAUAUGUUAAGAAAGCUAGUCCUAAGCAGAUCAUGUCAUAACUAAAUAGUAAUUCAGAAACAUGCACAAAAUUUGUGUAUGUUUACAGUGAGUUAUACCCUGCUGAAAUUUCAGAAAGGAAUAGUUAAGAAAAAAGUCUUGUGCAACGAAGUAUUGGAGUAGGUAUCCAGAUUAUGAUUCUGAGAAACCUAUCCAAAACAAAAUUCACAUAAAAUAGGGGCAAUUUUCUUCUCCCAAUUUGAACAUCCCGAUUUACAAAAGUCGCAAAAUAGUUUUCUUUGUUACAUGGAUUUUCAAAACAAAAAAAAGAGACGUUCUCAUAGAUGAGUCCAAGGUUCUACGUGUUCAGAGGUGGCUGUAUAAAUCAUGUUCUUUAGCUUUAAAGAGGAAUAGCUUUUUUUUGUUUCAUUUGGAUGGCUAAGGUUUUUUAUGUGGUCAAAUAUAGGUAACAGUAUUAUAGCAUAUAAUGAAGCAACUUGCUACAACAUGGUACUUGUCCCCAUUCCAGAAAUGGAACUAAAGCAGUUCUCCAAAGAGGAAUGAGGGAUUCCUUAAACUUAGAAAUUAAUAUUCAGCUUUCUUAAAAGUUCUGGAGAAUUCAAAAGCUUAUAACUUCUUGACAUUUUGAAUGGGCUAUGAAACAGCUGUGACAGUGCUAUUUUUUUCUGUUUACAAAAAGAAUGUAAAAGUUACAGAAUUCUUGAUUUUUAUUUUUAAAAAUGAAUUGUACUACCCAAGUGUGAUUUGCCAGAAAUGCACAAACCAGUAUUUGCUAAACUAUAUCCUAUGACUUGUAUUACUUUUCUAUUCAAGUCAAUCAGUGCUGACAAACUUCUGGCUGUAGUGGUGUUUUGGGCUGCUACUGCAAAAUGCUGCUUUCCUGUCAUUAAUUAUGUUCGUUUCUUAAAUAUCACAAUGUUGUAUGCUGUUUUGAUAUUUGUAUUUUGAGGCUUUCUAGUAUUAAAGCAGUGGCAUAAUCAUCAGUGUUUUGCCAUACAAACACAGCCUGUGCUGUGCAUGAGAAUUGUUUUCUGAACACUGGAAAUAACUAUGCAAAAAUAUUUUAUUAAAGAGACACACAGAGAA
Molecule: messenger RNA, 8481 nt
Organism: Candoia aspera
Lineage: Eukaryota; Metazoa; Chordata; Lepidosauria; Squamata; Candoiidae
Gene: ITSN2
Product: intersectin 2
Exons: 29
Coding region: 389-4168 (1259 amino acids)
Biological process (GO): clathrin-dependent synaptic vesicle endocytosis; endosomal transport; positive regulation of Rho protein signal transduction
Cellular component (GO): intracellular vesicle; plasma membrane; presynaptic membrane
Molecular function (GO): molecular adaptor activity; calcium ion binding; guanyl-nucleotide exchange factor activity
Source: RefSeq, a predicted model, not a curated record